AUGCACUUACGACAAUGGCAUUUUGUUGAGACUACUUCAUCUGGACAGCCGGUGUUGAGAGAGAAUGAGAAGGAUAUCUACGUUGAGCAUCAAGUGGGUUGUUACCAAGGUAAAUCCAAGAUUUUGGGCAGACAAAAGGGAAGGAUAUAUCUGACUUCGCAGAGAAUAAUCUACAUUGACGAUGAGAAACCUUUAAUGAAUUCCAUUUCUUUGGAGCUGGACGAUGUUUUGCAGGCUGACUACUCCUCCAAGUUUUUAAGGAAGUCUGCUAGAUUGAGCAUCUUUUUACGGGAUUCCAAGACUGAUGAUCUAGACAACAAUUCAGUGGGCACAAAAAUCUCAGAAGGGAAGAGUACGUGGAUUUGCCCGAUUUGCGGUCAUCAGAAUGAGACACCGGGCCAUUUGACAAAAGAAAACAUGCAUUCAUUUCCGUGUGCUAGUUGUGGUAUUGUACCUGAUUUUGAAAUGAUUGCCGAUGUCAUCAGUUUCCACAAUGUCACUUCCUCUUCAGAGUCUGACAAGACUGCACAAAUCGAAUGUCCCGCAUGUACAUUUCUGAACAGGCCAUCCUUGAGAAAUUGUGAAAUUUGUGGGACAAGACUUCCCUCCAAGCAUUCAGGAACCUCAUCCGACAUCAGCAUUGAUCAACGAGUUAAAAUCAGCCUCGAGACGAAAGACGGACUAGUCAAGGGGGAACCGAUUUACAUACAGCUAAGCUUCAGGCUAUCUGAUGGAAUACUACUCUCUCAAACGAUUUCGGAACUGAUAGAAGACCGACGCAGAGUGAAGUCACAGAAUGUAUACAAUAAAGGUGUUCAACCGCGGGAAAAGAAUCUUCUGGAAAUCAAAUCUGAGCUGGGCCGAGCUGGAAUUGCAAGUCUGGAAAAAUCGCAAGAAGAUCGACUAAUCAGUAAUGACAUCAUGCUGGGUAACGCUUUGAGUGACCUUGACAGUCUGAUGGCUUUAGCUUCUGACAUAGAAAAGCUGUACGACACGACAGGGCGUUCACAGUUUAAAAAAAACAUUCCACUGCUGACCAUUGACAGAGAAAAGUUUUUAACCAAGGAUCUGUUCAUUAACGAAAUUUCAAGAGAAUUGCACAGUUUUAUCCUGUCGGAGUUUCAAGAACAGAAAGAAGCCGAAGGGGUAAUAUUGAUUUCAUUGGUGGAUACUUAUGCAUUGUACAACAAGGCAAUGCGGAUCGGGUCUGGGCUAGUUUCCCCUCAAGAGCUCUGGGAGGCCUGCAAAAAACUCGAAGAGCUGGGGCUAAGUGAUUUACAACUUACUACCAUCAACGAACGCGUACUUUGUAUAUCAUCAGGGGAUUCGUUUGGGUUUUUGAAAAGAAAGAUCUGGGAUAUAGUAACCACAUCCCCUGGCGCAGACCUUUUGGAGCUAAGCCGACAACUGAAUAAAGAUAACGCUAAUUCUUGGACGCCUGGGAUUAUAAUGGAAGCGCUAAACAAUUGCGUGAAGGGGGGUCAGUUACUCAUAGAUGAACAAAUAACGGGUGUUCACUACUAUGCAAACUUUGAUUGGAGGAUAUAG
This is a messenger RNA of Lachancea lanzarotensis, 1548 nucleotides long. RefSeq names its product LALA0S03e06458g1_1 (gene VPS36). Lineage: Eukaryota; Fungi; Ascomycota; Saccharomycetes; Saccharomycetales; Saccharomycetaceae. Gene Ontology annotation, biological process: protein transport to vacuole involved in ubiquitin-dependent protein catabolic process via the multivesicular body sorting pathway. The transcript has a single exon. Gene Ontology annotation, cellular component: late endosome membrane; ESCRT II complex. The record is from RefSeq and is a predicted model, not a curated record. Gene Ontology annotation, molecular function: ubiquitin binding; phosphatidylinositol-3-phosphate binding. The coding region runs from base 1 to 1548 and encodes 515 amino acids.